Molecule: messenger RNA, 585 nt
Organism: Fonsecaea erecta
Lineage: Eukaryota; Fungi; Ascomycota; Eurotiomycetes; Chaetothyriales; Herpotrichiellaceae
Product: succinate dehydrogenase, cytochrome b556 subunit
Exons: 3
Coding region: 1-585 (194 amino acids)
Biological process (GO): tricarboxylic acid cycle; mitochondrial electron transport, succinate to ubiquinone
Cellular component (GO): membrane
Molecular function (GO): electron transfer activity; succinate dehydrogenase activity
Source: RefSeq, a predicted model, not a curated record
AUGUCGGCCAACAUGUUCUCCCGCAGGGCACUGCAGUUGACCUCCCGGCGACUGGCCGCAGCGAACCCCUCCACCUUGACCACGACUGGUCUGUCGAGAUUAUCCGCUCCGGCAGCCAUUGCGACACUGCAGAACGUUCAGUACAGACCAGCAACAACACAAUCCGUCUCCCAAGCCAGCGGCCAGGAAAUCCUUGCUAAUCAGCGCCUGCACCGCCCCGUCUCUCCGCACCUUGCGAUCUACCGCCCGCAGAUAACCUGGUACUUGAGUGCCUUGAACCGAAUCACGGGUGCCUCUCUGUCGGGAGCAAUCUACGUCUUCGGUGCCGCCUACCUCGUCGCCCCGCUGUUCGGCUGGCAUCUCGAAUCCGCCAGUCUGGCCGCCAGUUUUGCCGCGAUGCCCGUGAUCCUGAAGGUCGGAAUCAAAGCACUGAUAGCAUUCCCGUUUACAUUCCACGGUUUGAAUGGCAUUAGGCAUCUGGUGUGGGACACGGGUGCGGCGUUCACAAAUCAGCAGGUCAUAUGGACGGGAUGGACAGUCGUGGGACUGAGCGUGGUCUCUGCUUUGGGGUUGACUUUCCUAUGA